This is a messenger RNA of Gilbertella persicaria, 168 nucleotides long. RefSeq lists its product as uncharacterized. The record is from RefSeq and is a predicted model, not a curated record. The transcript has a single exon. Lineage: Eukaryota; Fungi; Mucoromycota; Mucoromycetes; Mucorales; Choanephoraceae. The annotation marks the transcript as partial.
GCAGCAACAGUGUAUACCGUGAAGAAAAUCAAUGCGUCUGCUAUGGUCUCACAGCCAUUGCGAUUUAUUCCUUCUGGUGAACCCAAGUAUGACUCAGCAAAUUUGGAUCGUAUUCGUGCCGACUGGCAUACGAAAAACAAUGGCAUGGGUUUGAGAGACGUUAGGUAA